AUAGUAAUUAUUACGAAUAAGAUCAGGAUCUAUAAUAGACACUGACAAAUGACAAGCGACCAUCAUCGAUACUGUCUAGUAUUUCCUAAGUACACGCACUGUUGUUGUGCAGGUACAAGUGCAUCUCAUCACUCGCCCUGCCGCUGCCGGAUGGGACUGAAUCACUGAAUAAUACUGUUGCAAACUAGCUAGCGUCGGCGGUCGGCGCGGCGCCGGUGCAAUGCACCCUGACGGACUCCUGAGACAGCGCCAUGUGCUCCCCGAGCCACGCUUUCCAGUGCACAACAUUUUUCAGUACAGUGCUAGUACAGUAUCUCUGGCUGCCUGUCCCCAAAUUAAUCAGCUGCGAGCCUGCAUCACACUGCUGGCUCCUAAAUUAUUGCUGCUGGUAUCAUUAGCUAUAGUAUUAAUAGUCUCCUUCAGGUCCCUCUGGAGCUGAUCAGGGGCUUGCCAUUUGUUGAGCCAUACUGCGAUUCUCGACUCCUUAGUUCCUCCGCUGGAUUGUCGCAUCUUGCUUCUUGUGGCGGCGCCCGUGAUCCCGGUUGCUGAAGACUGGAGGGAGAGCUGUCCGGGCGUGCAAGAAUCGAGAGGCACGUUUCCAGAAUCUCUCAGGUUGCAAUUUCUUGACCCAAGGGAGAUACCGGUGAUUUUAUCAGGGUUUAAUCCCUCGAAAUUGCAGCUUCAAGAGAAAGAUGAAAUCUUUGACAUUUUUGCUGUUGAUUCUGCUGGUAUUAUUGAUCCUGGGGAAUGUACAAGCACAAUCCAAACCAGUUCUGAUCAACUGCGGCUCGGAUUCCAGCACUGAUGUCGAUGGCAGGAGGUGGGUGGGGGACUCCCAUCCUGACGGCAGCAACUUCACACUCACCUUGCCAGGAGCCAUUGCCCCAACUCCAGAAGCUGAUGGAGAAGAGGUGUAUGGAGACCUCUACAAGACUGCUCGCGUCUUCAAUGCUUCAUCGAGCUACAAGUUCAGUGUUCCUGCCGGAAGCUACUUCCUCCGGCUCCAUUUCAGUCAGCUGUUCACCAAUCUCAGUGCCAAGGAGUCGGUUUUCGAUGUUACUGCUAAUGGCCUGAAGUUGGUUUCCAUGUUCAAUGUUCCCGGAGAAAUCUAUUGGAGGAACUCCAAGAUCAACUCCACCAGCAACAUUAUUGUGAAGGAGUACCUUCUGAAUGUCACCUCUGGAAAAUUGGAAAUUGAGUUUGCUCCUGAUGCUGGGUCAUUUGCCUUCAUCAAUGCCAUGGAGGUUGUGCCUGUCCCCGGCAACUCGAUUUUUGAUUCGGUUAACAAAGUGGGUGGUAUUGGGUUGAAGGGCCCUUUCAACCUUGGAGGCAGCGGGAUCGAGACGAUGUAUAGGGUAUGUGUGGGAGGUGGUAAAAUUGAAAGGAAGGAGGAUCCUCGCUUAUGGAGAAAUUGGGAUUCAGAUGAGCAUUUCAUAUUCUCUCUGAAUGCUGCUCAUGCCAUCGGAAAUUCUUCCAACAUAAGUUAUGCAUCAAGUGAUGAUUCUACGUCUGCGCCUCUGAGGCUCUAUGAGACUGCUAGGGUGACGACAGAGAAUUUCGUCGUGGACAAGAAAUUCAAUGUAUCAUGGAGAUUUAACAUAGACCCUGAUUUUGAUUAUCUGGUCAGGCUUCAUUUCUGUGAGCUUGAGUACGACAAGGCCGAGCAGCGGAAGUUCAAGAUCUACAUAAACAGCAAGACUGCUGCAGUGAACUAUGAUGUGUUUGCGAGAGCUGGAGGGAAGAACAAGGCCUUUCAUGAGGACUUCCUUGAUGCUGCCUCGUCGCAGACAGACACCCUUUGGGUUCAGUUGGGUUCUGAGUCCUCAGCAGGUGCUGUAGCUGGUGAUGCACUUUUGAAUGGCAUGGAGAUCUUUAAGGUCAGUCGGAAUGGAAACCUUGGUCAUCCAACUAUGAGAAUUGGGGGAAUCGGUGGUGGCACGGUGAAACCAAAACGGAGCCCUAUGUGGGUAAUAAUUGGUGCAGCUGCUGGUUUGGUCAUUUUUAUCUCAAUUGCUGCUGCUGUUUAUUUCUGCUGUUAUCUGCGAUGGAAGAAAACUGCUUCAGAUAACAAAACCAAGGAUAACCAACUGGGUUGCUGGCCACUUUCCCUCCAUGGUGCUACAGCAAUGGCUACAAAUGCCCGUGCCUCCCCGACUCUUCGCACUGCUGGAACAUUUGGGAGCUGUCGGAUGGGCAGGCAGUUCAGUAUUGCAGAAAUCAAAACAGCCACCAUGAACUUUGACGAGUCCUUGGUGAUUGGAGUCGGUGGUUUCGGCAAGGUGUACAAGGGUGAAAUGGAAGGUGGCACUAUGGUGGCAAUUAAGAGGGGCCAUGCACAGUCUCAGCAGGGUGUGAAGGAAUUUGAGACAGAGAUUGAGAUGCUCUCAAGGCUGCGACACCGACACCUCGUGUCCUUAAUUGGUUACUGUGAUGAACAAAAUGAAAUGAUCUUAGUUUAUGAGCACAUGGCAAAUGGCACCUUGAGGAGCCAUCUUUAUGGAAGUGACCUUCCUGCUCUUACAUGGAAGCAAAGGCUUGAAAUAUGUAUUGGUGCAGCAAGGGGGCUUCACUACCUGCACACUGGACUUGAGAGGGGUAUAAUUCACAGGGAUGUCAAGACCACCAAUAUUUUGCUAGACGACAAUUUUGUUGCGAAGAUGGCAGAUUUUGGUAUCUCAAAAGAUGGUCCACCACUGGAUCAUACUCAUGUUAGUACUGCUGUCAAAGGGAGUUUUGGUUAUCUUGAUCCAGAGUACUUUAGGAGACAACAGUUAACUCAAAGUUCAGAUGUGUACUCUUUUGGCGUUGUGCUGUUUGAAGUGCUAUGUGCUCGACCAGUCAUAAACCCAACCUUGCCAAGGGAUCAGAUAAACCUUGCUGAGUGGGCUCUCAAGUGGCAAAGGCAGAAAUUACUCGAGACCAUAAUUGACCCUCAAUUAGAUGGAAAUUACACACUGAAGUCCGUCAAGCAACUUAGUGAGAUAGCAGAAAAAUGCCUUGCGGAUGAGGGGAGGAACCGUCCUUCGAUGGGUGAAGUCCUGUGGCACCUAGAGAGUGCUUUGCAGUUGCACCAAGGUCAUCUGCAAAGUGCAAGUGGCGAUGAUCUAUUAGGACCUGAACCGAAGAUCUCUGAUGCGUCUGCUAAUAUAGGAUGCAUCGAAGAAGUAGAAGAAUGCACUCAUGCAGACUGUCAGGAUGCAGAUGGGGAAGCUGUUGAUGUCAAAAUUGAGGUGCCAUGUUGAGGAAGGGCUGUUUGAAUUAGGGUUCUCAAGCAACUGAAUAGGGUGUGUGUCCAGCAAACAACAUGCAGUAAUGCAACACCAUAUAUGGUUGUCCCAACAAUAUAUUGAAAUUGUUUUGGUUCAGUGGGGUUGAUUCUUUUUUCUUGUGGUUUGUACUUCCACUGAUGUAGAAAGUGCUAAAUGAUGUUAAUUUGAUUGAUUCUUUUGCAUUACUCUGGAAUCAUA
Messenger RNA from Phragmites australis (common reed), 3467 nucleotides. RefSeq names its product probable receptor-like protein kinase At1g30570. Gene Ontology annotation, biological process: protein autophosphorylation. Gene Ontology annotation, cellular component: plasmodesma; plasma membrane. The transcript is spliced from 2 exons. Bases 693 to 3242 code for a protein of 849 amino acids. Gene Ontology annotation, molecular function: ATP binding; transmembrane receptor protein tyrosine kinase activity. Lineage: Eukaryota; Viridiplantae; Streptophyta; Magnoliopsida; Poales; Poaceae. The record is from RefSeq and is a predicted model, not a curated record.